Messenger RNA from Cololabis saira (Pacific saury), 2214 nucleotides. It is a transcript of the gene cyp24a1, whose product is annotated as 1,25-dihydroxyvitamin D(3) 24-hydroxylase, mitochondrial. Lineage: Eukaryota; Metazoa; Chordata; Actinopteri; Beloniformes; Belonidae. The record is from RefSeq and is a predicted model, not a curated record. Gene Ontology annotation, cellular component: mitochondrial inner membrane. Gene Ontology annotation, biological process: glucocorticoid biosynthetic process; cortisol metabolic process; cholesterol metabolic process. The coding region runs from base 175 to 1713 and encodes 512 amino acids. Gene Ontology annotation, molecular function: monooxygenase activity; heme binding; oxidoreductase activity, acting on paired donors, with incorporation or reduction of molecular oxygen. The transcript has 12 exons.
CCUGAUUGGUCCGGCGCGCGGCAGGAAUAAACAGUUAGGGUAUAUAUAUAUGUAUAUAUACAUAAGUGUCACUUCCAAGAAACAAGGACCCGCACUUAGUCUAAUAGAGAAAAAAAAACGCUUUUUUGAACAUUAUUAUUAUAGAGUGCUGCUACAGCAGGGGAAAAGUUGAGGAUGAGAGCGCAGAUCCAGAAAGUUCCUCAGAUCGUGGAGCUGCUGAGGAAGAAGUCUGUGGGGCUGCAGCAUUUCAAGCCAACAUCCUCAGUGUGCGUGUUGGAGGCGAAGGAUGCUGUGGCGGCCGCGCCGUGCCCUCACGCCGCCUCCAGGGCCGGGCUGGACGACAUCCCGGGACCCACCAACUGGCCCGUGGUCGGCAGUCUGCUGGAACUGCUGCGCAAAGGAGGCUUGACCAGACAACACGAGGCGCUGGUUGAUUAUCACAAGAAAUUUGGAAAGAUUUUCCGGAUGAGGCUGGGCUCCUUUGAGUCGGUGCACAUCGGCGCACCUUGCUUGCUGGAAGCGCUCUACAGGAAAGAGGGCAAUUACCCUCAGAGGCUGGAGAUCAAACCCUGGAAAGCAUACAGAGACCUGAGGGACGAGGCGUACGGACUCCUCAUUCUGGAGGGGAAAGACUGGCAGAGAGUAAGGAGCGCGUUUCAGCAGAAGCUCAUGAAGCCGACAGAAGUGGUGAAACUUGACAGCAAAAUAAAUCAGGUGAUGGUGGACUUGAUCGCCAGAAUUGGAAAAAUAAACCACGAUGGGAAGAUUGAGGACUUGUACUUUGAAUUGAAUAAGUGGUCUUUUGAAACUAUCUGUCUGGUCCUGUAUGACAAAAGAUUCGGUCUUUUACAAGAGAAAGUCAACGAGGAAGCCAUGAACUUCAUCACAGCUGUGAAAACAAUGAUGAGCACGUUUGGUAUGAUGAUGGUUACACCAGUGGAGCUUCACAAGAGCUUCAACACCAAAACCUGGCAGGAUCACACCGCAGCAUGGGACCGCAUUUUCAGCACAGCCAAAGUCUACAUUGACAAGAAGAUGAAGAAGAAUGCUGUCAGCGCACCUGACGAUCUGAUCGGUGACAUCUUGCAACAAAGCUGCCUGACGAAAAAGGAGCUAUACGCAGCCAUCACCGAGCUGCAGAUCGGAGGAGUUGAGACGACCGCCAACAGCAUGCUGUGGUUUAUUUUUAACCUGUCACGUAACCCCGGCGCUCAGAAGAAGCUGCUGCAGGAAAUCAGAGCGGUCGUUCCUCCGGGCCAGGACCCUUGUGGAGAGCACAUUAAGAGCAUGCCCUACCUCAAGGCCUGCCUCAAGGAGUCUAUGAGGUUGUCUCCAUCAGUCCCGUUCACCAGCAGGACCCUGGACAAAGACACUGUGUUGGGAGAUUAUGCCAUUCCCAAAGGAACAGUGUUAAUGAUUAACAGCCAUGCUCUGGGCUCCAAUGAAGAGUACUUUGACAAUGGGAAGCAUUUCAAACCCGAGCGCUGGCUGCGGGAGAACAGCACCAUCAAUCCCUUCGCCCACGUUCCCUUCGGUAUCGGGAAGCGGAUGUGCAUCGGGCGGCGGCUGGCGGAGCUGCAACUGCAGCUGGCCAUGUGCUGGCUGGUUCGAGACUACGAGAUCGUGGCAACAGACGAUGAGCCGCUUGACGUGAUUCACUCAGGACUUCUGGUUCCCAGCAGAGAACUGCCGGUGGCUUUCAUCAAGAGAUGAGGGUUCCUCACGUUCAAGUCUUCGAGUUGUGGUGAAAGAUGAUACCUCUGUGGCUUCGUCCCUGAUGGGCCAGUGACUCCCUGCAUUGCUGCUCUGUACAUAAAGAUAAUAACAUGAAUAAUAACUGUGCCAUAAAUACCUCAAACUUAUUUAAAACUAACGUGUAUUACUGUCAAAGAUGGACCAAAACACCAGUUGUUAUGUACAAAUGAAAUGUUGUACCGAGGCAGCUGUCUUUAAAACGUUGAUCUCAGACGUGUAGAAUGUAGACACUGAACUAUUACUUUACAUUAUACUAUUCUUUCUUUAUUAUCCUGUAUAUGUAUAUGUGUAUAUAUAUGUAUAUAUGCGUGUGUGUGUGUCAUGCAUACUUUGUGUGCGCAUUUUCCAAUGUGUAUAUAAUGUGCAAUUACUUUGUAUUGUAUUGAUGUACAUUGUUUGUUAUUUUAUUAACCUAAAUAAAUGCAAUAAUACAUGUAUCUAAACCAGAAAGAAACCUGU